GGAGGUUUAAUUUCUUGUGCAGUCACCAUUUAGACAUUACCCGCGCGUGUACACUCGCCACACACAGUCACACAAGUCCGACGCCCGUCCGUCCGAACGGAAUCAAUUUUUUUGCACACACUAAAUCGCAUCGAUAAUAUUAUUGGUAUUAAUAAUAUUAUCAUCUCGCUUCACUCACUGCGCACGCCCGCACAUCGGGACCACCGGGACCGAACCGAUUUUUCCCCCCGAAGAGAAGAAGGACGACGACCAGGGCCCAAGUGAUCCCCCACGACCAACCAUCGAAUAAAUAUCAGAUUUUUUAUCCGCCGCCAGUUGGCUUGUUGAGAUGACUUCUUGCAGGGGAAGACUGCAACACUGAACGCCAUCCGAGACACACUCACGCAGACGCGAUCGCCGCCUAAGGGUACAUAAUAUUGUCCUUCACCCCCUUUCACCUUUCCGAUAAGGGUUGAUAAACACUCAGAGAUAAGCACAUAGACACACGGAAUUCGGUCGUCUACACUCGUCGAAAUGAUAUCCGCCGAGAUGAAAACGUUUACGCUGUGCUUCGUCUUACUGCUGGCGAAAGUUUCAGUUUUUGGAUUAGUCAAUGGCGAUUCAUCACCAGGGCCCGUAUAUGUCAAUCCAGAUUUGGUUUACGAAAAACCAGAACUUGUCGCUUCCCAGGUAGUUUCGCCAGAUUCUCAAAUCACGCAAACAGUAUAUGGAUUUUUGGACUUUACUACAACGAUUGGUAACACUGUUAUGGUUUUCAUGCCACAAAGUGCAUCCACUUCACCAGGUACUACUACUGCUGAAGAACCAACGACCACAGAAGGUAAAACUACCACUAUUGAGGAAAAACCUAUUACAAAAGAACAGCGGGAAACAGAGUCCAUUGGAAUCACUCCCAGUAAACCAGUUAACUUACCAAUCGAUUCACAAAAUGAAGAAAUAGUUAUGAUUUCAAGUGAGCCUAUAAUCACCACAAAAGAAACCACUAUUACCGAACCGACGACCACUACUACGAAAGAACCACCAACUACGAAAAACGUAGCGAAAAAAUCUGAACAAGAAAAAAAAUCAACAGGUGCACCAGUGACAACAAAAAAAACUAUUGCUAAAUCUACUACACCAUCACCUCAAAAACCAAAACCAGUUGGAAACGCAAAUAAAGAACCAGUGGUAAGCUCAAAGGUUGUAGUUAUGGCGGGUUCUAAAGUCGUGGAUAAUAUUGUAACCAAAGUAGAAGUUAUUGAGGGAAGUGCACCGGAGCCAUCGAAAGUGGUGGAAAAAGUGAUUUACAGUAAAGUAGAAGUUAUUUCUGGUGAACCAGUCGAAGAGGUGGCAGUAAAUCAUUUACAACCAACACCAGAAUAUGAUUUCCUUUCACGACAACCUUCAGAAGUUGUGGAUGAGACAUUCAAAGUAAUUGAUUUGAAACCUAGUGCAUCAAGACACGUUCUAGUUCAGAAAAGUCGUGGCCCUGAUGGAAAACUCCGAGCCUUCAACUCAGUUGCAAACUUUAACGGAGAAGAAGAGCCCACGACAAAUAAAGCACCGAAAAAAGUAGCCGUAAAAGUAUCACCAUCUGCAUCUGGUGUCCGAAUCCUAAAAACAGCUGCACCAAAGGCCUCAACCAGAUCACCAAAUGUUGAACCUACACCAGCCACAUCUGGAUUGGACGAUGAAUCACUAGAGUCGUUAGUGGGCUCACAGCCAGGUUCGGUCUUGGUUCGACAAUCCAGGAGGCCGGCUAUUGGUGGAGGUUUCAAUAAAAACAAGUACACGCCCACACCGAAAAGUAAAUCAAAAGAAUUUGAAGAUUAUUCGACUACCGACGAAGAACAAAACGAAUUCACCUCUGCUCAAAAUGAACCUACUACUCCAAGUUACAGGAAAGGAUCUAAAUUCACAUCAAAAAUUACUACUACAACACAGAGAGUUCCGAGUUUUAAACAAAACCGAUUUAAUAGACCGACCACCGCUGAGCCAGAAGUGGAGUCGACUGAAGGAUCCGCUACUCAAAGAAGGUUCCAGCCUAGUGCCAAGCGUUACGACAGUAACACCAGUGCAGCUGUAGUGACUCCAGCUAACCGUCGGGCUUUCAAAAAACACUUUCAGCAACAAGAACAACAACAAUCUCCCCAGUCCAGCCCACAACCCAUUCCGACAGCUCCAUUAACAUUCAAAUCCAAACUCAUCCGACCAACUGGACGUUGGGAGUACAAGACAUCUCCCAAACCUCGUGUAACCAUUCGCCGUAUCGAUGAAAACCGACAUGGACAGGAAAAUGCUACCACGCCAUUGACACCACAUUUCCCCGAUGUACAAGUUGACAACGGAGACCAAGCAUUGGCUGGUUCAGGUUUAUUACCAGCCUUACAACACGACGAUGACAACGAUGUUCUUGUUCAGGACGUGAGCCCGACUGCAAAUGCUGAAACUAUCCGAGUGGAAAUCUCUACUCCAGCUGAAUUCAAGGACAUUUACUACGAAAUUGCCACAAUCAAAUCACCGUACUCAUUCCAAGUUGGUUCAGUGAAAAAUACCAGGUUCAUAACGGUUACGUCGACGAUCCAGAAGAGCCUGGUGGAGCAGACCGACAGCCCGUCACCGACCAGAGUAGAACCACUGUCCGAGAACAUACUGGCCAGCCAGGCGCCCAACCUGUACGGCCGUGAGCAGCCACUAGACUCCAGCCUGGCCACUCUACCUCCAAUCUCCCUGUCACCAGAUCAAGCCACACCACCGCUGGAGACGAUGACCGAGAGCUUCAGCACCACUGAGCUGAUGCUCAAGACUCACAUCCUGCCGGUGGUCAGGGGAACGGACACUAGCAGCGUGACACUGGUACAGUCGUACAAGGUGACCAGACUGGUUACCGCGGUCAAGACGCUGCCACCGAUGGAGGUGUACCAGUUCGUGCCCAGCAAGACGCUCAACGAGUUCAAUACCAGACUGGACGAGGCCGGGUCAGAGCUGCACCUGGAACUUGAGUACGGUGACAACGGAAACCACGACGACGAAUCCUCGCACCCGAGUGCGGCUAAGGCGUUCCUGGACAGCCUGGACCUGUCCAACGUGGGAUCGUCGUUUGACCUAUCACAGAUGGACAAGGUCAACGGUCCGCGGUCGAAGAAAGCUCACCGGAUGGCGUCGGCGUCAGGCAAUUCGACGUCCGCCGAACACCCGUCGCAUCAAUACCAACAGCAGCCACAAGCACCCACCAUGAGCCCUGAACAACUCCAGCAGUUGGCCCUGUACCGGUUACUGAACCCGAACGCCCCGAUACCAGCACCGGUCAUCACCACCUCUCGACCAGUAUUGCGGUACGAGACUGUGUUCGAGACGCACGCCCUGCCCGUGGUCAACGGCGGCGCCACUUACUACACCACCCUUUCCCGACCCGUGGGCACGGUAACCAGAACCGAUUACGAGCUGGUCACCACCACGCUGGCCAUACCGCAACCACAGUCCAUGCCGUUCCAGCCACCUCAGCUCCAGCCCACACCACUGUUCCAAUUCCAGCAAACUCCCUUGUUCCCGCAGCAGCUCCAGCAACAGCAGCAACAGCAACAGCAGCAACAGUUCCCGGUACAGCCAACGCUGUUCCCGGCCCAGCCGUCGUUCGCCAUCACGUCCACACCCGUCAUAACCCAGUCGAUGGUCACGCAGACCGACAGCAAGGUGCUGAAGCUCACUUUCGGCGCCAAGACCGCGUACACCACCAUCUACUCCAGCUCAGUGGUGCCCACCCAGGUCACGUCGUACGUGACCCAGUCCGUGGCCGUCCAGCCAACCGUCGCCCAGUUCCCCAACUUUAUACCGUACGGCGGUUACCCGUUCCUGGGUUAGAUCGCACCCAGCCGUCGCCCGCGUGCCAUUGUAUAUUAUUACCCGGAGAACAGCGACCGGACAUCCGGACUAUGACCGAUCGUCGUGACUUGUACAUAACUACAUUAUUAUUAUUAUUUUUUUUUCGUUUCCAACAAUCGCUCAAAUGUCGUGAAAUCGUCCGGUGGGAGCAUUAAUAAUUAUUAUUAUUAUUUUUAUUAUUAUUAUUAUUAUUAUUAUUAUUAUCAUCAUGCGUAUCGCGUUGUACAUAAUAUUAUUAUACUUUUUUUCACUCUUAUAGUCUAUUGUUACUGUAACGGUAAGGAGACGCUACCGAAUCUCGAUACACGCCAUGAAAAUAUUUCGAGUGUGAAUUGUUUGGUUUUGUCUUCCGUCUCGUUACGAUUGUUUUUAUUUCUUCUAUCUUUCGCCUCUUUUACGUACAGUCGGGACGUUCGUUGCGAUACCAUUUGCGCGACAGAAACUGUAGUGAUGGAAAAAGACAAAAAUAAUAUAAAUCUCGAGGAAGGAACAUCACUACUUGCAGUCAUUCGACAACCACUUACCGUGGAUUUCAGAAUUCCCUCGUUGAAUUAAAGGGGUCCGCGAACAAAAAGAGGCAAACCAAUUUUCAUCGAAUAUCCGUUUAGAUAAUAUUUGAUAAAAAUAUGACCAUUGUGUUUUCACGAGAACCAGACAAACCCUUAUUGGAAAUAUAACAUGCUUGUAACUGUCUUGUUUUGUUUAAUUUUCUCUAAAAAAACCUGAUAACUCCUAGAGAAUAUUAUAAUCAAUAAAUAAUAUAUUUAAUCAACUCCGAGUUCUGGUCGAAAUACAGGAUAGAUCCGAAAAUAAAAAUUGGUCCCUUCGAGUAUUAAUUUACCAGCGCUCCUGCUCGUUUGUCCUCGACGAUUAUCUCCAGUGAUAUUUUGCGCAUUUGGUAUAGGUUAAGCUAACCUAAUAAUAUGGCUCAUUGUAAUAUUAUAAUAAAAAAUAUUGCUACUUUUGUAUUACAUAAACAGAGGAAAACCAUUCACAAUUAUUACCAUUAUUAUUAAAGGCACGUCAUAAACGAUUUUCCACCGUAGUAACAACCGUAGUCUUACGCGCAUGAUUGUGUCUAUACGCUCGCCCGUUCAUUUAUCACCCGACCGGAAUCAAACUUUGAAAGUCAGCCAAAAGUUUGCGGUG
Molecule: messenger RNA, 5010 nt
Organism: Myzus persicae (green peach aphid)
Lineage: Eukaryota; Metazoa; Arthropoda; Insecta; Hemiptera; Aphididae
Product: proteoglycan 4
Exons: 5
Coding region: 514-3840 (1108 amino acids)
Source: RefSeq, a predicted model, not a curated record